UCAUACCUAAGCCCAACUGUAAACAUCGUCCAGUAAAAAAAUACCCAUUCUCAAGAUUGGGCCAACAGGGAAUUAUCUGUACGAAAUGAUAAUAGGAGGAUGCGUGUCGUAACUUUAAUGCUUUUACCAUAUAAACGUUGUCUUCCAUCAGGCCGCCUGGCAACUGUCAACGGAGCUGAACUCGUGCGUUGGUCGAACAGAGCAUGGCACGGCUUAUACGGUCUCUAAGGCAAUGGCCUCCAUUGCAGCUGCAGCAGCAGUGGCAGUACCUCUGCUUCUCUCGGAUACUAUCAGUGUCAACUAAACCCCCUUCCCAUUGUUUCUAUUUCGCCACUUCAACUUCCUCCCUUGGGAACGCUCGUCAUCGCACACGCGGAAUCAGAUUGUCCAAUGCCCAAUCUCCAUCUAAUGUACAAGAAAGCGAAACCAUCGACGACUUGGAAUCCGAUGUAAAGAAGAGCCGCAACCAGAAGAAGCGCGAGGCUCGUCGCGCCGUCCGUUGGGGCAUGGACCUCGCUUCCUUCUCCAACCCUCAAAUCAAAGGUAUCCUCAGAGUGGCUUCUCUUGAACAAGAUGUUUUCGAUGCUUUAAUGCUAGUUAAGAGACUCGGCCCUGAUGUUCGAGAGGGAAAGCGAAGGCAGUUCAGUUAUAUUGGGAAACUGCUUCGAGAAGCAGAACCCGAAUUGAUGGAAGCUUUGAUUCAAGCUACAAAAGUAGGUGACCAGAAAACAUUGCAGGCUUUAGCUGCUUCAAAGACACAAAUCACUGAAGAAGAAGAAGAAGAAGAUGAUGAUGAUCCAUUCGAAUAUACUUCACAGGAGUUUGUCAAUAUUACAAAUAGAUGGUUUGAGGGGUUGAUCAGCAAGGACAUUGAAAUUACAAAUGAAGUGUUUUCGGUUAGCAGUGUCGAUUUUGAUCGUCAGGAAUUGCGUAAACUUGUUCGAAAAGUGCAGACGAGUCAAGAACGAAGCUGCAAUUCGACUGAAGAAGACAAGGCAAAAAUAGAAGCAGCGGUAAAGAGAGCCAAGAAGUCCCUCACUCGUUUUCUUCGUACCCUCGCCAAGCAUAUGGCAACAGAAGAUGAUUUUGAUUAAUUUGUUCUGUAAUAUCAUUAUUAUUAUUUUUGGUUUGAAAUGUAAUAUCUUUAUUUUGUA
This is a messenger RNA of Hibiscus syriacus, 1154 nucleotides long. Its product is annotated as UPF0307 protein SG0165-like. The transcript is spliced from 6 exons. Lineage: Eukaryota; Viridiplantae; Streptophyta; Magnoliopsida; Malvales; Malvaceae. The record is from RefSeq and is a predicted model, not a curated record. The coding region runs from base 204 to 1094 and encodes 296 amino acids.